Molecule: messenger RNA, 858 nt
Organism: Clonostachys solani
Lineage: Eukaryota; Fungi; Ascomycota; Sordariomycetes; Hypocreales; Bionectriaceae
Source: the annotation of a GenBank genome assembly
AUGGUCUUUCUCUUCACGAUGAACCCUCUGAGCAUCACAGCAGGCGUUGCAGGCGUUGCCGUCCCAGCCUUGCAAUGCGUACGGCAUUUGCGAAAUGACCUUGAGAGCAUUUUGAAUGCACCCAACGAUAUUGUAUCGGUCCGAGAAGACCUGCUUACCAUUGAGCAGGCUAUCACUUCUGUUCAAAACAUAUCUGAUCAACAGUGGGAGUGGUUAGGCAAGGCUGUGGUCGUCCAAUCGGAGACUGGGCUGAAGCUAUGCAAAAAGUCUUCCAGCAAGUUUCAAGCAGCAAUCGAUCGCUGGACCAUGCAUAGUGCUGAUGGAAAGCUAUCUUGGCGGGAUCGGGCAAUGAUUGGCCUGUUCAGACAGGACCAGAUCAAGUCUACAUCAACCCAACUCCAGAACUGUAAGAUGACGCUUACUUCGGUUGUCAGUACUGCAACACUCUCGCUUCAGCAGACGAAAGUGGCCGAAGAAAUGACGCAAAUGAUAUCAAAGAAGGAAAUGGAGAUCAUAGCAGCCAUUACCACAGCCAAGAAACAGCUAGACGAGGUGAGGACCAAGCUGGAAGACCUUCAUGUGGCAGCGCAAGAUGAAGAUGAGGAGGAUCCCGACCAGGCCAGUGCGACUAGUCAGGUGGAAGUUGAGAAGUUUGCCUUGGAAAAGUCUCUUGAGCUACUUGAAGAGCUUUUGAAGGGUAUCCAGGCGGCAGCUGUAGAUGCUCGUAAAGAUCAAGGAUGUGUAGCCAAUACGUCUACAUUUGGAGAUUAUAACCAGGGCGUUCAGGCUGGAGUGAGCAACGCCCCCAUCUACUUUUCAACCGGCGGAUUCUCCAUUGCGGCCAGCAGAACCAACUAG